Molecule: messenger RNA, 4089 nt
Organism: Entamoeba nuttalli P19
Lineage: Eukaryota; Evosea; Mastigamoebida; Endamoebidae
Product: Rap/Ran GTPase activating protein, putative
Exons: 1
Coding region: 1-4089 (1362 amino acids)
Biological process (GO): positive regulation of GTPase activity; regulation of small GTPase mediated signal transduction
Cellular component (GO): nucleus; cytoplasm
Molecular function (GO): GTPase activator activity
Source: RefSeq, a predicted model, not a curated record
AUGUCGAGUAAACAAAAACUUAAUGACAUAGAGAAAAAAUUAAAGAAACAUAAACAAACAAUAUUAGAUGGAAAAAGUGAACCAUCUAGUAGACAAAAAGCAAUUUUAUUUUUUUUAGAGAAUAACAAAAAAGAAGAAUUAGCACAAAUAUUUAAAGAACAUAAAUCAUUACUUCAUGGAUUAUUCUCAUUAUAUCCACCAUCAUUAGAGGGAUUAUAUAAAAAACAAAAACCAUUAACAGAAAAAGAUUGCUUACUAGUAGAAACAUUAAUGGAUUUUGCUGCUGAAAAUUAUUCUCCAAGUGAAGUUACAUUUCUUGAACCAAUUAAUUCAAUUUUAACAACAUUUUUAGCAGUAGAAACACCAUAUCCUAUGCGUAAAAGUAUUUUUAAAUCAUUUAUGAAUAUUUUAGUUAAAUUAAAUGCAGUUUCUGAAGAAACAACAUAUCCUAAAUUAUUUAUUGGUUCUUUAAAUCUUGAAGGAUUUAGUAAUAAUAUAACACUUCAUCUUACUUGUACUCAUAUUCCUGUUGGAACUCCAACUCCUAUUCAUUCAGAAAUUAAUGAUACUACAAAACCAAAACAACAAACAUAUGGAUUACUUGAUAUCUUCUUUGAAUAUCUUACUAAUAAUCCAGAAAUUCUUUAUCCUUUAUUUAAAGAGUUACUUUCUUAUAUUUGUUCUGAUUAUUGUAAAACUUAUUGUGUUGACACUUUUAAACAACAAACAGGAUAUACAAAUAAAACUAUCCCAACAGACCUUUUAGAUUACAUUAUUAAAACACUUUUAAAUACUACAUUAUUAAAAGCUAUUACACCAUAUCAUAAUAAUCUUUUACAAUUAUUAAUGUAUUUUUAUGAUAUUUCUAUUGAUUUAGAUGUAAUUGAACAUCAACUAAUAACAAAAGCUGUUCAAUUAUAUUUUACUAAUUUCAUUUUCAAUGAUCCUUCCUUUUUAAAAACAGAAAAUACAACAGAAAGUCAACUUCUUGAAUUUCAAAAAGAAAUCAUAUCAAAAAUCACGAAGAUUUUUAUUAAAAAUAAAGGAAAUGAAGAACCAGAAGUAAAGAUUUUAAUACAAAAUUUAAUCAAAACAAUCUUAUUAUCAUUACAACAAUCUUAUUUUAAUGAAUCAUUAAAAAUAGAAAUGGUUAAAAUGGUUGAAGAAGGAGCAUUAGGCUUUUUACCUGAAAAAGUUGGAGUUCAAACACAAUUAUUGAUUACAGUAGUUGUUGAUUGUUUAUUUGUAGUUUGGAUUUAUUGGAAUAAAUCAAAUAUAGAAGAAUGGAAAGAACUUCAACAAAGAUUAAAACCAUUUUUAAAAGAAGAAAUGGUUAUUGCAGAGAUUGAACGAAAAUUUAAUCAGUUAACAAAAGAAUUAAUUGAUAAACAUUAUCAUAAGAAAGAAAUUACACAACCUCCUUUACCAAUUCAACUUCAAAUGAUGAAAUUAAAAACAGUUGAAUUAAUUCAAUUUGAUAGUAAAAUAGAUGAAAAAGAAACAAUUCCUGAAGAUGAAUCAUUAAAACAAUAUCUUGUUAACUUUACUACAACAGACAUUCUUGGAUUAUGGAAUAUUUUUAAUGAAAUGUUUCAAGAUAUUGAUACUUUAGAACCAAUUGCACGUUUAAAUUGUUGUAAAGUACUUAUGAGAACAUUAGAAUAUUUACUUAUUGUUGAUUCAUAUGGAGAAACAAAUAAUGAUUUUAAUGAAGAAGGAAGAAUUCAAUUAUAUGAUACAUUUUUACCAUUUUUAAUUAAAGCAUUAAAAAGAACAGAUAAUGAAGAUGAAAAAUGUUUAUUAUAUGGUUCUAUGUGUGAUUUAAUGAUUAGAAAAAUACCAAAAACAAGUAGUAAAGUAUAUGGAUAUUUUUAUCAAAUGAUUAAUGAAGUUUCAUUAGAAGAUAAUAACCAAGUUAUUGAAACAAUUUUAAUUAGAUGUUAUAAUAUUUAUAGUGUUGAAUUACCUGGAAGUGAAAUAUUAAUUCCUAAAUUUUUUAAAAUGUUCUUAGCUUUUAAAAAGGUUGGACUUGAUGGAAAUAAUGAAAUGAAAAUGAAUCAACUCUUAACAACAAUGAUUAAUAUUUGUUUCUCUUCUAAAGAAGUAAUUAAACAAUUUACAUUAGAAAAGUCCUUAUACUCUAUUAUUUCAGAAGUAAUAAAUGAUGGUAUUAAACAAAUGAAAACAUCUACUGGUAUUAUUACUUUUGUUUGGAUUAUUGAACAAUUUAUUGAAAAGACAAUUAUUAUUAAUAAAACCGAAGAUUAUAAUCUUAAAGAAUUAGUAAUUAAUCUUAUAAAUCUUAUUCAACCAAACCAAAAUGUAAAUGUGAUUGAUAAUGUUUUAAAUGCUAUUAAUUUACUUCGUAUUUAUAUUCCAGAAGAUUAUGUAAUACUUAUGAUUUCAAUGUUGUGUGAUAUUAUAAUCAAAAAAGAAGUAGAAAGUCAAACUAUAGGAACAAUAUUCCUUACAUUAUCAGACUUCUUUGUUGGAGGUCCUUCUUCUUUUUCUUAUUCUUUAACAACUGAAUUAAUUCAAAAAUUAGUUGAUUCUAUAACUAUAGCAUUGGCAAUAAAACAUGAACCAAAUAAUAAAAUGGGAGCGUCUGAAGGAGCUGAUUUAUUUAUUGAAACAGUUCUUCAUCAUUAUGGAAUUUUUGGAAAUAAAGGAAUUGAUAGAAUUAGUGGACCAGAAGAAACAACAUCUUCUGCAUGGUUUGUUGUUGGAAAGUCAAGAAUUUUAAGUAUUAGUAAACCAUAUACUAUCACUAAAAUUCAUAUAGAGAAUAAUUCAGAAAAAGAAGAAGAACUUAUUGAGAAUUUACUUACUGAAUUUCCAACAGAACAACAACAAGAGAAGAAAAAAGAAAAUGAAAUUAAGAUUGAAGUUAAUAAGAAUGAACAAAAAUUAUGUAGAAUUACUAUAAGAGAUGCAUUAGGAAGAUGGAGUUGGGAUGUUGAACCAAUAUGGGUUGAAUCUAGUUUAAAGAUGGGAAGUAUUUCUGAAGUAGAACAAAUAAAAGAUUUUGACUGGAAAGACUUAAUGAUUGAAUUAAAAGAGAGAGAAAUUAAAGAGACUGUUUUUGAAAAUGAUGGAGCAUUACAUAAUAUUUUAAAUGAAAUGGAAGAAGGAUAUAAGGAUAUUCUUACAUGGCAAAAAGAUGAAAUUUAUGAUAUUGAAUCAUUAAAUAAAGAAAUUGAAUUAUUUGGAGAAGAACGAAUGAAAGAAGAAGAAAUUAUUAAUACUAUUAAAAGAGAUAUAAUAAAAGAAGAAGAAGAAAUAGAAAAAGAACAUAAAGAAACAAAUCCAAAUAUUAGUGCAUUUGUUUCUCAAAUUAUUGAAGUAAAUGCAUUACCAACAAUUGCACAUUCAAUUCAUCCAUUUGAAAUAAAUGAUAAAUUUAAAUUAGCAAUUAAACAAAUUGAUAAAUUACCAUUAAGAGAAGGACAUAAAGUUGCAUUAUAUUAUGUUAAAAGAAAUCAAACUUUAUUAGAAGCUUUGAAUAAUAAAGAAACUAGUGAAGGAUUUAAAAGCUUUAAAAAUGCAUUAAGUUGGGAAUUUAAAUCUGUUUCCUUUGAGAAAGGAAUUGAAUAUUAUGGAACAUGGAGAGAUGAAAUUAUUUUUAAUUCACUUAAUGAAGCUACAAUGAGUAAUGAUGUAGAAAAUAUUCAAGAAAAACAAAAACAAAUGUUUAGUAGUUUUGUUCAAGUAAUUUAUGUUGAAGGAGAUCAAGGUAUUGAUGUUAGUUCAAUAGUAACACAAUUUAGUAAUGUUUUCAUUAUUUUACGACCUCAUCAAUAUGGAAUUGUUAUAGAAAUUUAUCGAAAAGAAAAUAUUCCAUUGUUUGGACCAUUAGUUACUGGUAGUAUUGUUUGUUUCCAAGAAAUUGCUAAGUUAGUUCGUGAAACUGUUUUAAAUGCCAGUAGAGCUGUUCAUAAUACCUUGAUGGCAGAUAAAGUACUUCGACCAUUUAUUCAACGUGGAAAAGCAAUUCAUGAUUUAAUUAAGUCUAAUAAAACAGAAACAAAUAAUUAUUUUGAUAAUGAAAACCAAAUUUAUUUCAUGAACAAUGAAAUAAUAAAUAAUUAA